Molecule: messenger RNA, 2140 nt
Organism: Quercus robur (English oak)
Lineage: Eukaryota; Viridiplantae; Streptophyta; Magnoliopsida; Fagales; Fagaceae
Product: ATP synthase subunit beta, mitochondrial
Exons: 9
Coding region: 78-1748 (556 amino acids)
Biological process (GO): proton transmembrane transport; proton motive force-driven mitochondrial ATP synthesis
Molecular function (GO): proton-transporting ATP synthase activity, rotational mechanism; ATP binding; ATP hydrolysis activity
Source: RefSeq, a predicted model, not a curated record
ACUUUAUAGUCUCACACUCACAGAGUUCACAAACCCUAGCAUCUCUCUCUCUCUCUCUCUCUGAAGCUUACGCGAAAAUGGCUUCUAGAAGAGUCUUAUCCUCUCUUCUCCGAUCGUCUGCACGACGAUCCACCAGAUCGCCGAUCUCAAGCUCUGCCCCCAGACUCACAUCUCCGUCGCCAUCAUCACGCGCUUCUCCAUACGGCUACCUCUUGUCGCGCGUGGCCGAUUACUCGACUUCCGCUGCUGCUGCGGCGGCUCCAGCUCAGGCUCCUCCGGCGCCGAAGAAGAGAGGCAAGAUCACCGAUGAGUUCACCGGUGCCGGAUCGAUCGGCCAGGUGUGCCAGGUCAUCGGUGCCGUCGUGGACGUGAGGUUCGAGGAAGGUUUGCCUCCGAUCUUGACCGCGCUAGAGGUUCAGGGACACUCGGUCCGAUUGGUGCUUGAGGUGGCUCAGCACUUGGGAGAGAACAUGGUUCGUACUAUUGCUAUGGACGGUACUGAAGGUCUAGUCAGAGGCCAGGACGUGCUCAACACUGGCUCUCCUAUCACUGUGCCUGUCGGUAGGGCUACACUUGGACGUAUCAUAAAUGUUAUUGGGGAGCCAAUUGACGAGAGGGGAGAUCUCAAAACCGACCACUAUUUGCCAAUCCACAGAGAAGCUCCAUCUUUUGUUGAGCAGGCAACUGAACAAGAGAUCCUUGUGACUGGAAUUAAGGUUGUCGAUCUUCUUGCACCAUACCAAAGAGGUGGUAAGAUUGGGCUGUUUGGUGGUGCUGGUGUUGGAAAGACAGUGCUUAUCAUGGAACUUAUCAACAAUGUUGCUAAAGCUCACGGUGGUUUCUCUGUGUUUGCUGGUGUUGGAGAACGCACUCGAGAGGGUAAUGACUUGUACAGGGAAAUGAUGGAGAGUGGUGUCAUUAAGCUUGGUGAUAAGCAGGCUGAAAGCAAAUGUGCUCUUGUGUAUGGUCAAAUGAAUGAGCCCCCGGGUGCUCGUGCUCGUGUUGGUCUUACUGGUCUGACUGUGGCUGAACAUUUCCGUGAUGCUGAGGGGCAGGAUGUGCUUCUCUUCAUUGACAACAUUUUCCGCUUUACUCAAGCUAACUCUGAGGUGUCUGCUUUGCUUGGUCGAAUUCCAUCUGCUGUCGGUUACCAGCCAACUUUGGCUACGGAUCUUGGAGGUCUUCAAGAGCGUAUCACAACCACCAAGAAAGGUUCCAUUACCUCUGUCCAGGCUAUCUAUGUGCCUGCUGAUGACUUGACAGAUCCUGCUCCCGCUACAACCUUUGCUCACUUGGAUGCCACAACUGUGUUGUCACGACAGAUCUCCGAGCUUGGUAUCUAUCCUGCUGUCGACCCUCUAGAUUCCACAUCUCGUAUGCUCUCUCCUCACAUUUUGGGUGAGGAACAUUACAACACUGCUCGUGGGGUACAGAAGGUUCUCCAGAACUACAAGAAUCUGCAAGAUAUCAUUGCUAUUUUGGGAAUGGAUGAACUCAGUGAAGAUGACAAAUUGACUGUUGCCCGUGCACGUAAAAUUCAGAAGUUCUUGAGCCAGCCUUUCCAUGUUGCAGAAGUGUUCACUGGUGCCCCUGGCAAGUAUGUGGAAUUGAAAGAGAGCAUUACCAGUUUCCAGGGAGUUUUGGAUGGCAAAUACGAUGACCUAUCAGAACAGUCGUUUUACAUGGUUGGAGGUAUUGAAGAGGUCAUUGCUAAGGCAGAGAAGAUUGCCAAGGAACUUGCAGCCUAAUCAAAUUCCUUCUCUACCCCCAACUUCUCUUGUUAGCUUCUCUUGAUAAUUGCGAAAAUCAAAUAAUUUAGGUGGUGUUGGCAUUGCCAGCAACAGGAAUUUUAAUUUUUUGAGAUUGAAUGUAUCAGGAAUUUCCAGUUCUGUUUUGAUCUUAUGGCAGAUUGUGUAAGAGAAAUGGAGCCAAAAUGCCCUACCUCCCCUUUUUUCUUGUUAUUUAAUAAGGGGAAAAAGAAAGCGGACAUGUAUAUUACCUUGUGUUUUAAAACGUGGAAUUGUGUUAAUUUUAAAUUCUUGUUUCAUAUGAAAUUUUACUAGAGAUGCAAUGCCGACUAUGCAUCUAUGUAUGCUUACUGGAUUUUCAAUGAAAGUUUUGUUUUGGUUGUCCUUCAAAA